AUGGAAACCACAGGACAAACAAUAAACAUUCCGAAACUGGAAAUCACCGAUCAGGAACGCGCUGAAGGCAAACCUACGCCAGAAAGUGUUGACGCGGGUGAGCGUCUCUUACGCGAGACUGGAUUGGUGGUCAUUGAAAACGUGCUUCCACGUGAUUGGAUAGCAGAUCUCAAUACCGCUAUGCAAACUAGACUUGAUAAUGAGGAGAAUGAUCAAAACGGUGAGAACCCAAUGCUAAAAAUGCCGUUCAUGGAUUCGCGCAUCAUUGACAACCCCUUUGCCAUGCCGAUUCUGAAAGCGGCAAUGGGUGAAAAAGUGUUCGCGUAUCUGCCUUAUGGCUGUAACGCGACGCGUCCCGGUGGCGACAUUCAGUGGAUCCAUCGAGAUUCGGGGCAACUUUUUCCUGAACUGCCGUUUGCGCUGCCGGUUUGUACAAUCGUCGUUAACAUUCCACUCGUCGACUUUACAGUGGAAAACGGUGCCACUCAGGUGUGGCCAAGUUCGCAUCUCAUUGUUGAUGACGCGGCGGUACGUAAUUCCCCCUAUAACGUGUGUGAGGAAGAACGCGGGGCAAAGUACCCUCUUUUCAGUUAG
This is a messenger RNA of Geodia barretti, 594 nucleotides long. Lineage: Eukaryota; Metazoa; Porifera; Demospongiae; Tetractinellida; Geodiidae. The record is from the annotation of a GenBank genome assembly.